AUGUGGAGAAGAGAUCAUUAUCUUCAUCAUGGCACGAUUACCAAUAACCAACGAUCAUCUCCUCUUCCUUCAGAUCGCCUUCUCAAUCCACAUCAGAACAAUAGAAACACUACUACAUCUUGGCAGGGCUACUCCAACCAGUCUCAGUCCAAUACCCCUGUGAUGACUAAUAAUCUUUUGUUGAGAAAAAAGCCGUUCAGUCCACUAAGUGGCUGCAGCAGCAUUAGUGAAAUAUACGGUGGAAACGAAUUUGAUAUUUUUGGUAGCGAACAGAGCCAAGUUGAUAGCAUCAAUCAUGAUGUUUCACGUUGUCAAGAUAGGCUUAUUAUUUGUCUUGAAAAGAAAACCCCCACACAAGAACAGGUUCGUUACCAACUUCUGAAACGUAAGCGCAGUGUGUCUUCAGACCCACCCGUUAGGAGCGGUGGCGUUUUUCUUGAGCCUACCGCAUCAAUCAAUUCACCCGUCAACUUUUUCAAGCCAAACCCAAAACAAAAAGAUAACCUAGAGCACCAGUUUAUGUACCUCUAA
Messenger RNA from Phycomyces blakesleeanus NRRL 1555(-), 531 nucleotides. RefSeq lists its product as hypothetical. NCBI's taxonomy places the organism in Eukaryota, Fungi, Mucoromycota, Mucoromycetes, Mucorales, Phycomycetaceae. The transcript has a single exon. The record is from RefSeq and is a predicted model, not a curated record. The coding region runs from base 1 to 531 and encodes 176 amino acids.